Ricinus communis (castor bean) is the source of this 1530-nucleotide messenger RNA. RefSeq names its product GDSL esterase/lipase At1g71250. The record is from RefSeq and is a predicted model, not a curated record. The transcript is spliced from 3 exons. Lineage: Eukaryota; Viridiplantae; Streptophyta; Magnoliopsida; Malpighiales; Euphorbiaceae. Bases 150 to 1253 code for a protein of 367 amino acids. Gene Ontology annotation, molecular function: hydrolase activity, acting on ester bonds.
AAGAAAUAGAAUACGCGUUAGCAUCGUACCAUAGUGGAAAGAAAACAGCGGGAAGCAACUAACAAGCUUAAGAAACCAAGAAAGAAGAAGAAGAAGAGGGUUUGAUUAUUAAACGCUUGAAGAUUCAAUAACAAGCAAGAACGAGAACAAUGUUUCUUGUCAGUUUUCUUGCUAUCUCGAUGAGCUUGAUCAGUACUAAUGGGCAGUUUAUCACGGAUAAAAGCAACCCUUCUCUAAUGGGAAAUGGAAAUGGGUCAUCACUGGUACCUGCCAUGUAUAUAAUGGGUGAUUCUUCUGUUGAUUGUGGAGAAAACAAUCCUUUCUACCCUUUCCUUCACCGCACUUUUUCUUUGGUUCCUUGUGAUGGGUCUGAUAAUACGCUUCUUCCUUAUCUUCUUGCUGAGAAGAUGGGAUUGUUAAAUACGUCACUAUUUUUCGGUCAGGAUGGAUCGAUUGAAGGGAUAAGAUACGGUUUGAAUUAUGGUUCAGCACAUUCAACAAUUAUAAAAUCUGAGAGUCAGAGCCAUCAGUCUCUUAACCAACAACUACGUCAAGUAUUUGAAACUUUUCAGCUGUUGCAGCUCCAGCUAAGUGAGGAAACUGCUCAGCAUUUUAUCAGAUCCUCCAUAUUUUACCUCUCGUUUGGAAGAGAUGACUAUGUUGACCUUUUCCUUGGCAAUUCUUCUGGCAUAAUGCUGAAGUACAGUGGCCAAGAAUUUGCUCGCAUUCUGGUCAAUCAGAUAGUUCAUGCUAUAAGGAGCCUUUAUGAUGCAAAUGUUAGGAAGAUCGUAUGCAUGGGCAUAUUGCCUUUGGGAUGCACACCGCGUACAGUUUCCGAUUGGCACAAUGCCACUGCUGUUGAUGGAAGGGGUUGUUUGGAAGAGAUAAAUGAACUGGUUUUGCAAUACAAUAUAAUGCUGGAUGAGCACAUCAUUGAGCUCAAUUCAGAGUAUCCUGAUGCUCAGAUCAUAUUCUGUGAUGCAUACCAAGGAAUUAUGGAGAUCAUAGCCAAUCCAUUACUUUUUGGUUUUGAAGAUUCAAAGAAUGCUUGCUGUGGGCUCGGUUUGCAUGGUGCAAUUAUCAGUUGUCUUUCAGCAGCAAUGGCCUGCAAUCAGCCUUCUGCUUUUGUCUGGUGGGAUCUCUAUAAUCCUUCACAAAGAGUUAACUCUUUUCUUGCUGAUUCAGCAUGGUCUGGCCAGAGCUUGUCUGGCAUUUGUAGUCCUAUUACAGUUCAGGAUCUAUUUUACUCCUGAGUUUCUGCAACUGACCUGAGGGCCAUCAAGUCAAGGCCUGCUUGAUCAAGUUGUCUUCUUAUUCUUUUCUUGUAUAGUUGGACAUGGACUACAACUGGUGCUGUGCAUGCAGCAUUAUUUUGUUAAUACCCCAUUCUAUGUUAUAGAUCUGUGAUGAUGCCUCCAAUUGUUUCUUGUAACACAAUCGUGUCUGUAUGUGAUGUUGAUUCGAACAUUUUGUCAACAACUGUGUCAAAUACUCUUGUAAUACAAGGUCUUAAACAAUAUUUCAUCUUUA